AUGACCAGAGUCUUCCCCAUAAAGGAAUGGGCCCCUUUCACGGAAAGCUCGCGCAUGUCAGCCAGCGAGUUCAGCAUUAUACACAGCACGACAGGUUCUAUUGCUGAGAGUAUCCACGAAUCUGGCAGUUCUGCGCCACCACGAUCGCUUCCCCAGCGUCGACCCAGUGUUGCAGUUGAUGGGUCGCAGAACGAACUCUCAGGGGGAUUAGAAAGAUUCUCACUUCGAGUUUCUGGUCCUCAAAACGGCGAUAGGCAGGCUGAGAAGCGGCAGAAUAGCGGUUUCCGUAACCUGUUUAGACGGGCCUCUGUAUCUCUUCAGAGGAGGAGACACUCACAUGCGUCUCCAGUGGCGGAGCAGAGGCCACAAACAGCAUCGACAUGGCGCAGAUUAAGAGAAGCAACGAGCACGAGCUUCAACAGAAACUCGAAAAGCUUUCCUUCAGCACCAUGCUUUGACGAAGAACUUUAUACGAAUUCGUUCGAGAACCUUACUCCACAACCUGGCGUGGGCGGGAAACCACCAGUCAUACCUCACGGCUGCGGUGGGCAAGCAGCACGAGAAACGGCAGCCGCGCAGAACGAGUUUAUAUUUGCAACGAGAAACCGGCAACUGGGACAAUUGGAAGACCGAGAGAGUGGUAUCGGUAUUGCGCUUACUCUCGCGGACUCAUCUACAUCCGAACAAGACCCUUCUAUCAGCUCGGUGGAUUUUAUUACAGCGCUACCUGUCGAACUAGCCCUUCAAAUCCUCGCGCGUCUCGAUCAUACGGUCCUUGUAAGGGCUUCCAUGGUAUCCAGAAACUGGCAUGCACUUCUUAACUCGUCACAUAUUUGGCGGGAAGCCUUUGUUCGGGAAAAGUCUCAGACAUACGCUAUGAGUAGCCCUGUUCAGUUGGGAGCUGGCUUAGGUUUACCAGCCUUUAGUUCCGAUCACGACUGGAAAGACCUAUACCGAAUCAAGCAGGAACUGGAGCGGAAUUGGCUAGAAGGUGCUGCCGAACCUAUUUACCUCAACGGUCACACAGACAGUAUCUACUGCGUGCAAUUUGACGAACACAAAAUAAUCACUGGGUCUCGAGAUAGAACUAUUCGAGUUUGGGAUUUGAAGACUUAUACAUGCACACUAGUUAUUGGUCCGCCCGAAGUUGUGGAAGUCAUCGAUUAUAAAUUUGGCGAAGAUGGUACACCUCUCCAUUAUGCGACGCUGCCGGAUUUGAGUCGCCAACAGCAACCUUCGCCAAAAGUUGCGUCGUACGACAUCCACCACAAUCAGUCAAUUUUGUGCUUACAGUAUGAUGAGGAUAUUCUGGUGACUGGAUCGUCUGAUGGUACUUGCAUUGUCUACGAUAUUAAGAACAACUACGCGCCUACGAUGAGAUUGGUUCAUCACACAGCAGCGGUCUUGGAUCUUGCAUUCGAUGAGCGUUACAUCGUAACAUGCUCCAAGGACGUUAGUAUCUGUGUGUGGGAUCGGGAGACGGGUGUCAUGUUAAAGCAACUUCGUGGCCACGCCGGUCCCGUCAACGCUGUACAAAUGCGCGGAAACACAAUCGUGAGCUGUAGUGGUGACUUCCGAGUCAAAUUGUGGAACAUCGACACUGGAAAGAAUAUCCGAGAGUUUUCUGGCCACACAAAAGGCUUGGCGUGCAGCCAAUUUUCCGAUGAUGGGAAGUACAUCGCUUCUGCCGGAAACGAUAAGAUCAUUCGAAUAUGGGAUGCAAAUUCCGGAGAGUGCCUGCAUAGUAUUGCAGCCCACGAGAACCUUGUUCGCUCACUCCACAUAGAUUCCGUCAGUGGCAGACUAAUCUCUGGGAGCUACGAUCAGGACAUCAAAGUGUUCGACAUGGAGAGCGGUCGUCUUUUACUCGAUUUUCCGAAAUGGCACUCAAGUUGGGUGCUUGGUGCGAAAUCAGAUUACCGUCGCAUCAUAAGUACUGGCCAGGACCCUAAAAUCCUAAUCAUGGAUUUCGGCUUGGCCAUCAAAGGUAUUGAGAAGCUCGAAAGCAGGCGUUGA
Molecule: messenger RNA, 2016 nt
Organism: Glarea lozoyensis ATCC 20868
Lineage: Eukaryota; Fungi; Ascomycota; Leotiomycetes; Helotiales; Helotiaceae
Product: WD40 repeat-like protein
Exons: 2
Coding region: 1-2016 (671 amino acids)
Molecular function (GO): protein binding
Source: RefSeq, a predicted model, not a curated record